AUUGGCAUACAGUUUUUGGGGCAGGCUUGUGUAAUUUUUUCCUCGGCUUGUUUUUACUCGGAGUGAGGGAUCGGAGUUGACAAAACAAAUGUGUGCACUGUGCAGCCAAGUCAAGAAUUGGUGUAUUACAGUUCAGGUGGAUCUAGAUCAUGGGCACGGAGAAGAAGAGCGUUCAAGGGAAUACAUGCGGACUCCGCGAUCAGAUUUCACCGCUGCAUUUCACGAAUCAGUAACAUCUAAACAUUUUCUCAGACUCGUAUGACAACAGCGGUCGAUGAGUGGCCGCUGAAUGUCCCGCCGCAGGACACUCAUUAAUGGUGGCAAAGCUCUUGUCAUUAAACGGACCCCUUCAAACCCCUCUGAAGCUUCUGGACGGCACUUGGACACCCUUUGCAGACAUGAAGGGGCAGCGUAAACGCGUUUGACUUCGAUAUCAAAAACCACCAACGACCAUUUGUCUGCGAAGUUGAUCGCGAAACUCUGCGGCCCAACCAUGUCAGGAUCCCCGGGCUCGAGUGCCUCCAACCCGCGGAAGUUCAGCGAAAAGAUCGCGCUUCACAACCAGAAACAGGCGGAGGAGACGCUGGCCUUCGAGCAGCUCAUGACAGACCUCACUGUCUCAAGGGUGCAGUUUCAGAAGAUCCAGCAGCUCCGUCUGUCUCAGAACCGGGCCCAAUACUAUGGCGGCUCUUUACCCAACGUCAACCAGAUAGGCAAUACCAGCACUGAUUUCCAGGCUACAUUUCCCUCUGGAUUUGACUCGGUCAGAGGGACCAGACAUCACGGUCUGGUGGAGAGAGUCCAUCGAGACCGCAAUCGGAUCAACUCUCCACACCGCAGACCCAUUGACAAGCAUGGACGGCAGCCUGAGACUUCUCCAUAUGGAACGAUGUACCUUUCUCCUCCCCCUGACAACAACUGGAGAAGGGAGCAACCGCCGUGGACCGAAGAGAAACGACCUGGAUUUAGAUUAAUAUCACAACUUAACAGAACGAACUCUGACUCAGCUCUGCACACCAGCGCCAUGAGUCCAAACCCACAGGAUCCUUUUGGCAUGAACCAGCAGAUGGGCAGAGGGCCCCCCCAGCGGAACGCCAGCAUGAAUGAAGCAGAGGUGGACGGUACCGGAGAUAUUUUCUCAUUUCCUGCUGUCCAUAAUGAGGAGAAUCUACUUGGUGUGAAUAAGCCACUGCCCAAACAGUUAUGGGAGGCCAAAAAGGUGCAGUCUCUGUCCUCCCGGCCAAAGUCUUGUGAAGUGCCUGGAAUCAAUAUAUUUCCCUCACCAGAGCAGAAUGUGGGUCUGUCUCACUACCAGGGCACGUUAAACACCGGAGGUUCUCUGCCUGAUCUCAGUAACCUGCACUUCCCCUCUCCUCUACCCACUCCACUCGAUCCCGAUGAGUCCGGAUAUCCCAACCUGAGUGGAGGCAGCAGCACGGGCAACCUUCCCGCAGCCAUGAUGCACCUGGGCAUCGGAAACUCGCAGGGGCUGUCAUCCUCUCUGAGCAACCCUUCCAUUCAGGCGUCCCUCACCAACUCUCAACUGCACUCGUCUCUCAGCAAUCCAUCCAUCCACACGUCCCUGCGUCUCUCCUCGCUCUCCAACACUUCUCCUACGGGCAUGGCGAGUUCCCCCAGGAGGCGGCCGGCCCCCAUCAGCCCUCUGACGCUCUCUCCGGGGGGUGAUCAACGGCGAAGCCUCAGCAAGCAGCUCUCACCCACCAUGUCGCCCUCGCUAUCUCCUAUUACACAGGGGGUUGCCUUGGACACCAGCAACUUGCCAAUGGAGCCGCCCCCUCCCUAUCCCCUUUACCAGCAAUCCCAGCAGUCCAUGCAUGAAGCGCCUCAUCCCCAUACAUCUAUUCAGCAGAGCUCCCAGCAUCCGGCGGUACAGCAACGACAGCACCAGGGCAACCAGCAGCAGCACCACCAACAGCACCAGCCUGUGUCCCCUCUUCAGAACGUCCCGCUUGACUUUAAUUCCAGUGCUCACAGCAGCAUGGGAGCAUUUUUCAAUGAUCCGUUUAUGGAACCGCAGUUCUCUGGACGCCAGUCCAAAUGUUCAUCCUAUCUGCAGGAUCAGUAUAAUAUGUUAGAGAACGUCAUGAGUUCUGUGGCAGGUGGAUUUGACCCUUCCUCCAACCUCUACUGCACCCAGGCUGCCCUUAUGGGCUUGGGUGGUAGCCAUGGCAACCUGCAAGACCACUUUCAGAUGAGGCCUAACAUGCUCUACUCUAACUGUGGAGGAGGGGUGCCCAACAUUAUUCUUACAGAUGACUCCAAUCCUAGCCUGUCUAAGGACAUCAGCAGCGUGUUGUCUGCUGUGCCUGAGUGUUUGGACUCGGAGGGAGUUUUCCCACUGGAGGAUGAACUUCGUAUCGAGCCACUCAGCCUGGAUGGACUGAGCAUGCUCAGUGACCCGGAUAUGGUCCUCCCUGACCCCUCAGUGGAGGAUAGCUUCCGCAGCGACAGACUUUAAAGAGCUACGUCCACACAUGAACGUGAAGACUAGAAGCACACAACUUACAGCACUCUGAUGUUCUGUCUCUUUUGUUUUCCCAAGCGCAUGUAUAAACACUACGUGUUGAUAUGAAGUGAAUCAUCAGUCUUGCAUGUGUCGCCCAGACGGUGUCUGUCAGUGGCCGUGUUCGUCCGGCAUGCUUCAUCUUCCUCGUGAGACGCCGUCAUUGUAUGCGUGAAACUUAUCUGGACGCUUGACGUGUGCUACGAUCUGUAAAGAUAAAGAAACAAUCGACCCACAUAUAUGAACCUGCCGCGUUAUCUUCUUAUUGUGACAAUCAGGACACCGAAGCCAUAAAAAUGCCAAACCGUUCUAACAGCGUCAUGCCUCACGGAUGGCUGGUCCUGGCCGGUCUAACUUAAAGCCACGUAACCAAACAAAACGAAUGUGCUUGUUUUACAAGAUAUAUCGGCGCUUUUGGAUAUCAUCAGGUCAGCUUUUUGUGGCAUUUUUGACGGAAGCAAAAGGAUGGGAAGCCUCCCAGAACAGUCCUGUGUUUAGGCUGUGAAUGUGGAGACUGUGAGAAGACGACAAUAUGAUGUGUUAUGGAACAGAAGGAGUCAACAGGCUGCCUAAUACGGCGAGUUUCUCCGCUGGUGCCGCAGCCUGCAGUGCAUGUUGUUGUUUAUAGCACGUGCUAAGCUAAUUUCAUUAUAUGGCGUGUAACUGGUUUUCUGACCAGUCUGGGCUCACCUUGCUGGCCUGUCAGUGAGCUGUGAAUCAGUUCGUCCUUCAGAUGCUCAGAGUGGGGCCAGUCCCUUCAUUCAAAAGAUGAGAAUUGAAUGAAUUGCACGUCUCUUCAGCACAGUCAUGUGCACUAUUGAGACGAGUCAUCUAACUAAUGUGUAUAAAGCAUUAUUUUGAAAUUUCUUUCAUAUUUUUUGUAUAAAAAGAGAACUUUGCCACUUAUAUAUGCCUCACAAUUUUCUCUGACUAGAAUGUAUUUUCGAAACAGAAAAAGGGCAAACUGUUUACAAAGAUAAAGUUUGAAAACUACAAAGGACAUAUGUGAGUAGGCGCUGACAUUUUUAUGAUUUUGCUAUACGUCUAAAAGAAAACCUUUGUAUCUUGCUGAUGUUGAUCCAGUCUAUAGUAAGCAAAUAGAAGCUUUGGCUAUGCAGACCUUCAAGGGGAACUCCGGGCAAAAAUGAAAAUUCUGCCAUUAAUUACUCAGCCUCAAGUCGUUUUAACAUCUGUAGGGCCUCCAUUUUUCAUUUUAAGGUAGUUUUGGAAGCUUUCUGACUCCUUAGAUUGCAACGCAACCAAUCUUCAAAGCGCUGAAAGUGCGUAAAGACAUCGUAAAAUUGUCCACCCGACUCCGGUGGUUCAGUAUAAAUUAAUAUAAUGCGACGAGGAUACUUUUUGUGCGCGAACAACAAAACUAACGACUAUAUUCAAAAACGUCCUGAUUUGAGGGUUAGUUUCCAGCGCGCGUUCCCGAGAGCCACACGACUCUCGAGCGAUGCUGACACCGGACGCAAUGUCAUGUGGCUCGUGUGUUUGGUUGCGCUGCAAUGUAUAGAGGAGUCAGAAAGCUUCCAAAACUUCCAAAACGACCUUAAUUUGCGUUCUGGGAAAAACGGAGGUCCUAGGGAUGUUCAACUACUUGAGGGUGAGUAAUUCAUGGCAGAAUUUUCAUUUUUGGCCGGAGUUCCCUUUUAAGCACAGGACGGCUGGAACAAUCUAGAUCAUAAAGAGGAACUAUUUUACUUGUAUAUUUACUAUAUCUUUGUGCUCAUUUGAGAUUUUAUACUUGUAAUGCAGCUUGUAAUAUGUGUAUUUGUUAAUCUGUUUGUUUUUUCCCUUUGGACUUUCAUUGUGGACGUCUGCUUUUGUGAACGUUUGUUGUGGUUGGUGUUUUUCGGUGAUGUUCAGCAUGGGCCCUCGCUCUGCAGCUCUGAUCUGUUUUAGGGGUUUUGAAAACGCAGUUUUAGAAUGUUUAAUAUGUGGACGUGGAACACAUGUAUCAUUGUUAUUGCUCGUGUUGAGAGUUGCAUUGAACAAAAUUGAUCUUUGGUAUUAAGAAGUGAAUUUAUUUUUUGAUAUUUGAAAUGAAGCCUGCACAACAGGAAUUUCAAUUGCAGUGCAUUUUGUUAAUUGCUGAAUUUAAAUGACCAGAUAUUUUAAGAUGAAGAAAGAUGUUUAAAUAUAACUCAGGAAUAUUUUCACCAUAUAAUAACUGGUUCAAUGCUGCGUUUCCAGGGCUGAAUACCGGUCUUUUGCCUCCUGCCUGCCAGAUCCAUACCGUGUCUGAUUCCCAAACCUGUUAUAGUGGGGAUCUGAUGAUCUUAUUAUCUGUGUUAAUAUUUGUGUUGUUUUUGAUUCCUGAUUUCCAAAGUAGUUGGUAGUGGAAAGCAAUAGCAACGCUAUCUGUGUGCCAUGUCCACGUUAUUUUGUUUCGUUUGUUCCUUUUUUGUACAUUCAUCCAGGUCAUAUUGGUCAAAAGCAUCAUGACAAGCUUGUUGAUGACUUCAUCACAAAUGAAUAGACGAACCAAUCAUGAAAGUUUAAGGAACGUUCUUUUUUAUUCUUGUGUGUGCAUGUUAUUUGAUGUGGUCUUGGGAGACAAGAAGAUGGGACGAUUAACAGAAGCAGACACGAGGCCAAAUUUAGAAAAACCUUGAUUUAAGCUUUGGUAAAUCUGGCGUACAAAAGGUUUUUCUGCUGAAUUAUCUCUACAUACAAAGAGAUUUGGCUUUCACCUCUGUAUCUGCAGUUAUUAUGUUUUCUUUUGUAACAUUGUUCUUUUAGAUGUAUUAUGAGCAUCUAUUAUAACAAUAAUGUCAUGUUAAAGGCUGAUGCAGCUUUGGGUUGUAGAGCAUGUUUCACUGCAUCACAUGCCUGCUGAAGUGUGCAUCUCUUUAUAGCAAACAAACUGUUAGUGUCUUUUGGUCUGUCACCUACACAGUUAACUCUGUAGUAUAUUGUCGGAAGUAACAGUGGCAGCACAUUUCCAGGGCGCGAGUAAAAUGAUCUUUAGUCGAUUUGUUUUAGGUGUUCCCAUUGUUUACUCACUUGCUCUUCUCUGGAAGGUAUUCUUGUCCUCUGCCCCAUUCCUGUUCAUCUGUGACCACUAGCUGUCCCUCCCUCUGACUGUACUGUGAUAUUUUGGGUUUUUGUAAUUUCCCAUUUCCAGGCCCUGUGCUCUAAUGGCAAAACUUCUUUUUAAUAUAGAUUUCAUAACAGAUACUAGUUCUUUUUUCUUCUGUUUAUAGUGUUUCUUUUUUAUUUUUGGCUUUUUUGACAACAAAAAUGUACAGUUAUAUUAUUUAAAGAAUAUGUUCUUGUCCACUAGUGUUACUUUUUUAUUAUGUCAUAGAAUCCUUCUUUUUCAGAUAUUAUGAUUUUAAUACACCACAAGGCGUUUGGUUGUGAAGUAUGUUAUAGUGCUUUUCCUUUGAUUUAAUAUAAACAAAUAAAACUAUUUACUGUCUA
Messenger RNA from Triplophysa rosa, 5956 nucleotides. It is a transcript of the gene crtc3, whose product is annotated as CREB regulated transcription coactivator 3. Bases 494 to 2479 code for a protein of 661 amino acids. Gene Ontology annotation, biological process: positive regulation of transcription by RNA polymerase II; protein homotetramerization. Gene Ontology annotation, cellular component: cytoplasm; nucleus. The record is from RefSeq and is a predicted model, not a curated record. NCBI's taxonomy places the organism in Eukaryota, Metazoa, Chordata, Actinopteri, Cypriniformes, Nemacheilidae. The transcript has 16 exons. Gene Ontology annotation, molecular function: cAMP response element binding protein binding.